Messenger RNA from Nezara viridula (southern green stink bug), 1857 nucleotides. Lineage: Eukaryota; Metazoa; Arthropoda; Insecta; Hemiptera; Pentatomidae. The record is from the annotation of a GenBank genome assembly.
AUGAAAGUUUAUCUUUUUAACUUUCCCUUACUCUUUAUUUUUAUUUGUGUUAAAGGAAAUUUAGCAUUAAAUUUUAAUAUUGACAACCAAUAUCUAUUUCCUAUUAAUUCGUCAUAUCUAAUUGAAAUUAUUAAUUAUACCUUUAGAGGCAAUUACUGUGUUCAGUUAGUUGCAGAUGAAUCAAUUAUAGCUAACCAAAUUAGGAAGGCUAUGUAUAAUUUUCAUUAUUUACGAGGUAUAUCAGAUAAAAGAGGUCGAUUUCAGUGUAUUAGUUGUGUUUUUAUAACAUCAACUGUAGAUAUAUUCAGUACCCUUUUAAAAACACGUCCUGUUGAUACAGAUAAAUUCUUAAGCAUCAUAAUUAAUGUUUAUGGUGAGAAUGUGCUUCAUGAACUUAACCGUCAGAAUGUUGCAGAUUACUUGACCAAUUGGCGUGGAGUUGUCAUUGAUUUAAAAUCUCCCAAUAUCUUAUAUAGGUACAUUCCACUGCAUAAAACGUUUAAGACACAUAAGCUAUCUGACAUUAGAAACAAGGAAGUAGGAAUAAAUUAUGGAAAUUUCGGAGGAAGAAAAUUGAGAGUUGGAACAUUCAACUGUUCUGUAAAUUCACAAAUUGGACCUUUAGAUGCAAAUGGAAGGCCAAGUUGGAUUGGAGGAGUGGAAAUGAAAUUGUUUGAUGCCAUUGCACGAAAGCUCAAUUUCACUUAUGAAAUAGUUUUACCUCCUGAUGGUGAGGGAGUUGGAGGAAGGCGAGAUAGAUAUGGGAACCUGACCAGGGGAUUGAUUGGACUUGUUUUAGAUAAGACAGUAGAUGUUGCAUUUUGCGGAAUAUGGCAGACAUCAUUUAUUGAAUCUCAUUCACUCUUUAUGACAAGUCCAAUUCAUGAAAUAUGUGUCACUUAUUUAGUUCCCAGGCCUUUACCUUUUAGUCAAAUGGGUUUUGGCCUGUUUAAUUCUUUUGAAUGGAAAGUUUCAGCGCUCAUUUUCUUAUCGAUCAUAAUAACUGCUAUAUUUUUACAGCUGAUUGCUUUCAUCGCUGCUAAGUAUGGUUACAGUCAUUUUCAAUUGACAAAAUUCUUGAAACCUAACAAUAACUUGUUCCAAUUGUGGUCGAUUUUAUGCAACAAUUCGCCAAAAUCCUUGGCGAUUUUUGGACCUCUUAGACAUGUCCUUGUAUGGUGGGCAGUAUUUUCUUUUCUGAUAAAUGCAAUGUUCUCAAGUUCAUUAGUUUCUCACUUGACUGCAACUUUGUACGACAAGCCUCUCGAUUCGAUUCAAGCUUUAGUAGAAAAUAACUACUACUGGUCUUUAAAUAAAAUGCCAUAUCUGAGUAACUUAUUGAAUAGUGAUAAUGAAUGGGGUGAAAAAUGGGUUCAAAGGUUCUGUUUCAGAAGUGAGAAAAGCCUGUGCACCAUCUUGCAAGAAAAUGAUAAUAAAUUAGCUAUAUUCGCCGUAAACUAUGAAUAUGGAGUGCUAUUAGAAGAAAACAUUGAUUGUAAACACAUUUUGCGCAAAUAUCAAACACUAGCCGAAUGUGCAAGCAAAUAUAGAACUGUAUUUUUAAUUCGACAUCGAUCACCCUACAAUGAUUUGUUCUCCGAUUACAUAACUAGAUAUCGUGAAAACGGACUGUUUCUAAAAGAAUAUAGAGAAUUAUUUUAUCAAAAAAUAUUACAAGAUAAUUAUAUCUUAGAGUUACGAUUACCUUCGAAUAUAUACAAUAUUAAGAAAGUGAAACUAAGAUUAUCCAAUACCUUAGCAAUUUUUUAUGUAUUUUGUAUUGGAAUGAUAAUUUCUGUAAUAGUAUUUUUGUUAGAAUUAUUGUGGCAUCGUAAAACUUUCACUUUUGCAUUUUAG